Molecule: messenger RNA, 921 nt
Organism: Theileria annulata
Lineage: Eukaryota; Apicomplexa; Aconoidasida; Piroplasmida; Theileriidae
Product: protein farnesyltransferase alpha subunit, putative
Exons: 5
Coding region: 1-921 (306 amino acids)
Biological process (GO): protein farnesylation; protein geranylgeranylation
Cellular component (GO): CAAX-protein geranylgeranyltransferase complex; protein farnesyltransferase complex; cytoplasm
Molecular function (GO): protein farnesyltransferase activity; CAAX-protein geranylgeranyltransferase activity
Source: RefSeq, a predicted model, not a curated record
AUGCUCAAUAGCGAUAAAGUUUGGGAGGACAUUGAAUUAUUAAAAAAACCUGACGAACCCUUAUUAUUUGAACUUAAACAGGAUAUACUAGAACUAAGAGCCAAAUCUUUUUUCAAAGUCCUAAUUAAAAACAAGGAGUUUAGUACUAGGGGGCUGUACCUAACAUCUAUAAUAAUAAAGUAUAAUCCUGCCGAUUAUACGUCCUGGUAUUAUCGCAAUGAAUGUUUGAAAGCUCUUGAUGUUGAUCUGAAUGAUGAGCUGAAUUUCACUAGGAAAAUAACCAUGGAAUCAAUUAAAGCAUUUCAGCCUUGGAACCAUAGACGAAACAUCUGCACUCUGGCAAAUUCUGGGUUUAACGAGAUUGAGUAUGUCAAGCUUGAGAUCUCAACAUCACCUAAGAAUCAGUGUGCAUGGGGUCAUCUGACUUGGCUGGUUCGGUACUUUGGAGUUUCCGACUUGUUCAAAGAACUUGAAUUCGUGGAAUUCCUGGUUUCAGGUGAUGUGUACAACAACUCAGCCUGGAAUUACAAGAAUUUCAUUUUCAAGUACUUUAAAACUGAUUUUGACAUAGAUUUCAUGGUUAAGGAGUUGGGUCGAGACUUCCAACGGUUGUUAAGAAGAACUGACAACGAGGGAUUAUGCUCAUAUAUAAUGGACAUGGUUCCAUUUCUAGAGAGCUCAUACACUAAAUGUAUUAUGACUAACUGUGAAUGUUUGUUUUUUUUCCAUGAAAUUAUUUUAGGUGAGGGUCCUCUGAGUACAUGCCUCGUUAAAAUCAUAAAAUUACAACCUCCUUCUCUUCAGCUUCUAAGGCUUCUGAAAAAAUUAAAACCAGAUGAAGAGGUAUUCGCUCAUCUUUAUAAUUCUUUAGGUCCUCCGUCAAAUGGCUAUUUUGGACCCUUUGAGGUCCGACUACUAUAA